This is a messenger RNA of Scomber scombrus (Atlantic mackerel), 1454 nucleotides long. It is a transcript of the gene metap1d, whose product is annotated as methionyl aminopeptidase type 1D (mitochondrial). Gene Ontology annotation, biological process: proteolysis. Bases 23 to 1048 code for a protein of 341 amino acids. The transcript is spliced from 10 exons. Gene Ontology annotation, molecular function: metalloaminopeptidase activity. The record is from RefSeq and is a predicted model, not a curated record. Lineage: Eukaryota; Metazoa; Chordata; Actinopteri; Scombriformes; Scombridae.
CCCAUAUGACCAAUAUAUAUUGAUGGCUGCUACUUCUUCCGCAGGACUUCUAUCAAGGAGAUCAGGACUCUGUGGUUUCCUGCAGAGAGCUUGCUGUCUAGGAAGCGGUGGUCUCCCUGCAGCCUUACUGUGUCAGCAACAUCAGCGCUUCUUCUGGAGGAAGUGGAAGAAUUCUCACUCUCACAAUGUAGUUCGCCCAGCUGUUGUUAGGCCUGCCUAUGCCGUACCAAAGCACAUUGUACGACCUGACUAUGUGGGUACUGGACUGGUCCCUAAGUGGCCAGACUACAUAGAGAUCAAAGACCAAGAGCAGACCGAAGGUCUUGCCAGAGCAUGUCAGCUAGCCAGACAUGUACUGCUACUUGCCGGAUGCAAUCUGAAGGUUGGUAUGACAACAGACGAAAUAGACUUCAUCGUGCAUCAGGAGACAAUUAAGAACGAUGCCUACCCAUCCCCUCUCAGAUAUGGGGGUUUCCCCAAAUCGGUCUGCACAUCUGUGAACAACGUGGUCUGUCAUGGCAUACCUGACAGUCGGCAACUUCAAGAUGGCGAUAUUAUCAACAUUGAUGUCACUGUGUAUUUAGAUGGUUACCACGGUGACACCUCGGAAACCUUCCUGAUUGGCCAGGUGGAUGAGGUUGGCCGACGAUUGGUGGAAACUGCCAGGCGUUGCCGAGAUGAGGCCAUUGCUGCCUGCAAGCCGGGGGCACAGCUCUGUGUUAUAGGGAACACUAUAAGUGAAGUAGCCCAUGCCAAUGGCUUCCAAGUAUGUCCGUAUUUCAUUGGACAUGGAAUAGGCUCCCACUUUCACUGCCAUCCUGAGAUCUGGCACCAUGCAAAUGACAAUGACAUGACCAUGGAUGAAGGAAUGGCUUUUACAAUAGAACCCAUACUGAUGGAGGGAUCUGCAGAGUUUAGAAUCCUGAAGGACAAGUGGACUGCAGUGUCUGCAGAUGAUAAAAGGUCGGCUCAGUUUGAACACACGGUUGUCAUCACAUCUGACGGAGUGGAUAUUCUCACUAAACUGCCAGAAGAGAGCAAUCUGUGACCUGACGUGAUCUACCUGCUGACUUUUACACAAAGCUUUUACAAAUCUGUUUACAUCAAAGAGGGUCUAAUCUAUAAUCACUGUUACAAGAACUUGAAUAGGGACUCAAUGAUGAUCAACAUAUUGUAAACAAGCCCACCUGAAAUAUGUAAAAAAAGAAAGGGUAUCUCUGAAUUUAGUUUGACUAAAAUGGGUUGUUUGCACCCACCAUGGGAGGAUAUACCGUGACUACCUGUGAGUGUGUGUGUUUAUACUGAGUACAAGUAUAAAAGAUCCCCAUCUCUUCUACAUUUCAGUCUAUCCUUCUUCUAUCCCUUCAGCAGCUGACCGGUUAGAUUUUUUGAAGCCAGCAGAUUUAUUUACUCCUUUAUGACAGACAGUUGUGACAGUCAAGAGGGACUUGAAA